CGUGACGAAAUGGUACAACGUGCAUAAACAUGUGCAUCAGAGUGUCCUUUCAGUAUAAAUACGGUGAGUUGGUUAUGUCUGACAGAAUUCUUACCCUCGACGGUCACCACAACACGAUCUCUCCUUAAACUAACAGUAGCCUGCAAUAAGAUGAUGCACAAAAUGAUGGGCAUGGCUCUACUUGUUGUACUACCAACGUUUUGCCUUGGAUUUCUGGCUGAUGAUAUCUUCGACCAGGCCCCAAAGACAGUUGAUAAGGUAGACAUUGAAAAAUACUUGGGAAGAUGGUACCAAGCGUACUCCAACAAGAACAUGGAGGCCCGAUUUCUGAAGGAUGCCUUCUGUGUCCACGCUGACUACACGCUCGUGAAUGCUACGACGAUCACAGUACGUAAUUCCAAUCGUCGGAGGUCACCUACUGGGCCCCUAGGUCAGAUUGAGGGUUUCGGCUACAAGUCUGAGAGCGAGGGAAAACUUUGGAUCAAGCUUAACAAUGGAAGAUUAAAUCCAUCACCAUUCUGGAUCUUAAAGCUUGGACCUGUCAUAAAUGGUCAGUACCAAUACGCUGUUAGCUCCGACCCACUCCGUUUUGCGCUGUUUGUCCUGACAAGAAACCCCAGUGAAUUCUACGAGAAAUACAAUGAUGAAGUUUUGGAGUUCUUGAAAGAGCAGGCAUUUACGAAUGAGGGAAACAAGCCACAGAAGUCGUAUCAGGGGGACGAUUGUCUAUAUGUCGAACCACAACUAUAA
Owenia fusiformis is the source of this 750-nucleotide messenger RNA. NCBI's taxonomy places the organism in Eukaryota, Metazoa, Annelida, Polychaeta, Sabellida, Oweniidae. The record is from the annotation of a GenBank genome assembly.